Molecule: messenger RNA, 677 nt
Organism: Tricharina praecox
Lineage: Eukaryota; Fungi; Ascomycota; Pezizomycetes; Pezizales; Pyronemataceae
Exons: 4
Coding region: 73-600 (175 amino acids)
Biological process (GO): proton motive force-driven ATP synthesis
Molecular function (GO): proton transmembrane transporter activity
Source: RefSeq, a predicted model, not a curated record
CAGGCUUCACUCCCCACCGCACCCGUCACCGUUCCGUCCACCCACUCCCCUCUGCAACAACCCCCAUCCACAAUGUCCGCUCCAGCACGAAGCGCCGCCCUCAAGAUUGAAUGGGCCAAAAUCACCAGCAGCCUCGGCCUUAAAGGUCAGACGGCCGCGUCCCUGCAAGCCUUCAAGAAGCGCAACGAGGAUGCCCGCCGCAAGGUUGUCGUCCUGCACGACACGCCGCGCGAGGUCGACUUCGCCCACUACCGCUCCGUGCUCAAGAACCAGGCCGUGAUCGACGAGAUCGAGGCCGCCUAUAAGGCCUUCAAGCCCAAGACCUACGAUGUAUCCAAGACCCUCGCCGCCAUCGAAACGUUCGAGGCUGCCGCCGUCAAGAACGCCGAGACUACUAAGGGCAAGGUCGAUGCUGAGCUGCAGGAUCUGAGCAUGACCCUCAAGAACAUUUCCGAGGCUCGCUCGUUCGAUGAGUUGACUGUGGACGACAUUGCUAAGGCCCGUCCCGACAUCGACGUCCGGACCGAGCAGAUGGUUACCAAGGGCCGGUGGAUGCCGCCUGGAUACAAGGAGAAAUUCGGCGAUCUCUCUCUCUUGUAAGAGGAGCAUGCGCAAACCCUUGUAUCAAAGUAAAUCUUUCAUAAAACUCGAGGCGAAGGCGAAUAGCAGACUGGUGU